AUGUCAAUAUCGGCAGUUCCAUACAGGGAAUUCCUUCGCCAGAAAGAAGCCGAGUUCUUUUCCUUGAUUGAUCGAGGAGCCAUUUCGCCAUGGCUGUUCCCGCAUGAUUUCCUCGUGCUGAUCAUUCCCAUUUUAGCCCUUCUGAUCCCCAACAAAGGCCAGUCAUGGGUGGUCGCCAUCAGACGCAUAGCAUUUGGACUCGUAUGCUCCCUUGCAAUUAAGAGCCUGCUGCACACGCGAUGUCUCACCGGCGGAGGCACGGUCAUCGGUUUCUACUACGGCUUUAUCAUCAUCUGGAGUGCCUUAUUCCUUCUCUUCAAGGACGUCCAGAACGAGUGUUUCCGGAUUGAGCCAUCGUCAGAUGGGACGCUCUAUUGGCAAGGCUAUCCAGACUCGAUAUGCCACCGACUAAGCUGGCUUCUGGAUAUGUUUGGCAGUCUGCGAGGUGCAGGCUGGAACUGGAGGAUUCCUGGACUACCUCCACUUCCAAAGAUCAGGACCAAAGACCAGCAGACAUACGCAGACGGGAAGGUGUUACCUCAGGACGCGCCAUCGUCGACUUUCCUGAGGACCUCUUUUCUGAGGACAGCUCGCUACUACCUGCUUAUGGAUUUCUUGAAAGUCCUCACCAUGCUGGACCCGUACUUCUGGGGGCUCAUCGAUGCUGCUCCUCUCUACCCCCUCGACCGGAUAUACCACUUCUCACCGGCGCUUUUACGGCUUUUGCGCGCAAUCGUAACAGUCCUCUGGAUCCGCACGAGCAUGGCCUAUAUAGCCUCCAUGGUGCCUCUCAUCAUCAGUCUGGCUGUCACUGUCUGUCCGAGUUUUCUCAAAUGGACCCGGGUACCCCUCGACGCACCCUGGUUAUAUCCUCCUCUGUUCGGGAGCUUUUUCAAUUUUAAAGCAGUCUUCGACUAUGGCCUGGAAGGCUGGUGGGGCCGCCGUUGGCAUCAGGCAUACCGAUAUGCCUUCUCAGAGACGGCGCGUCAUGUCGUCCCCAACAACUUUGAAAAAGACAUGACCAGGUUUCUGAGGCAUUCUGUCGCGUUUCUGUUGAGUGGACUGGUUCAUUUCUGCGCUGUUCAUACGCAUUUUGUCGCCACAGACUCUGUGCAUUUUGGAGCUCUACUCUUUUUCAUGCUGCAGCCGCUGGGGAUGCUUGCCCGAAGAAAGCUAGGGGGCGUAUUAUUCUCGGAAGGAAGUAUUUUCUGGAGAGCAUUCAACCUCAUCUCGACAUAUGCGUGGUUAUACCUUGUGAUCGGUCCUUUUUGCGAUGAACUGGCUGCCGCUGGGACAUGGGCGUAUGAUGAGGCAUGUCCGAUCAGUAUUAUUCGGGGAUUGGGCUUGAUUGAGGGGGAGGGCUGGUUUGUGGGGACGAGAAGAUAUGUUCGGGUGUGGAAAGGGGAGAAGUGGUGGCAGACUGGUAUGCAGCUCCUUUGA
Messenger RNA from Aspergillus viridinutans, 1440 nucleotides. RefSeq names its product wax synthase family protein. The record is from RefSeq and is a predicted model, not a curated record. The coding region runs from base 1 to 1440 and encodes 479 amino acids. NCBI's taxonomy places the organism in Eukaryota, Fungi, Ascomycota, Eurotiomycetes, Eurotiales, Aspergillaceae. The transcript has a single exon.